Messenger RNA from Musca domestica (house fly), 682 nucleotides. Its product is annotated as vesicle transport protein SFT2A. Bases 120 to 611 code for a protein of 163 amino acids. NCBI's taxonomy places the organism in Eukaryota, Metazoa, Arthropoda, Insecta, Diptera, Muscidae. Gene Ontology annotation, biological process: vesicle-mediated transport. The transcript has 4 exons. Gene Ontology annotation, cellular component: membrane. The record is from RefSeq and is a predicted model, not a curated record.
CGAUCGCCAAACAUUUAUUAAUUUUUUAUUUUCAUGUUUUUUUAUUUUUUCCUUAAAAAAUAACUUUUUGUUCUCCUCAUAACUACUGUUUCUAAACAAUUAAGAAUAACGCAAGAAUCAUGGACAAAUUACGCAAAGUUUUAAGCGGCAAUGAUAGUACUCCCGAAGAGGAGGGCAGCAUAAUUACACAGAUAAAUGACAUGUCAACCUUAAGCUGGUCCACACGCAUUAAAGGUUUUUGCAUAUGCUUCGUCUUGGGCAUUGUACUAUCCAUACUGGGCUCUGUGAUGCUGUUUUUACACCUGGGCAUAGUAACAUUUGCUGUAUUUUAUACCCUGGGCAAUAUUAUCUCAAUGGCCAGUACAUGCUUUCUCAUGGGUCCCUUUAAGCAAUUCAAGAAAAUGUUUUCGGAUACCCGCCUAAUUGCCACGUGCAUUGUGAUAUUUUCCAUAAUAAUGACAUUGAUUGCAUCCAUUGUGUUGCACAAAGCUGGUUUAACAUUGAUUUUCAUUAUCAUACAAUCACUAGCCAUGACCUGGUAUUCACUGUCAUACAUUCCCUAUGCCAGAGAUGCGGUGAAGAAAACACUAUCAGCCGUUUUGGAUGUUUAAAAAGCAUGAAGUUUUCCCCAUUUUCUUUUUAGUAUUACCUAUAGUUUUCACUAAUAUUUUGUGUUUUUCUU